Molecule: messenger RNA, 1509 nt
Organism: Capronia coronata CBS 617.96
Lineage: Eukaryota; Fungi; Ascomycota; Eurotiomycetes; Chaetothyriales; Herpotrichiellaceae
Exons: 1
Coding region: 1-1509 (502 amino acids)
Molecular function (GO): sarcosine oxidase activity; flavin adenine dinucleotide binding
Source: RefSeq, a predicted model, not a curated record
AUGGAGUCCUCCAGUCAGAGCCCUCCUCUACUCUCGGACAAAAAUGCAGCAAUCAACAUCGUUGGAGCCGGCGUGUUCGGACUCAGCACGGCCAUCCACCUCGCUCAACGAGGCUACAAGAACAUCACCAUGUUCGAUAAGCAACCGUACGACGUAUCGCGAUACUCGUACUUCAAAGGAUGCGACGCGGCCUCCGCCGACAUGAACAAGAUCUUCCGGUCCGCGUAUGGCGCGCAGACCGAGUACCAGAAUCUGUCGAUCGAAGCCAGCUCGUUGUGGCGGCAAUGGAACGAAGAGAUCGCCUCCGGCAACGUGCCCGAGGGGAUGAACAGUGAGAGAGACAAAGUCUUCUUGAACCACGGCAACCUCAGCCUGACCGAUCAAUCGACCCUCCCCGCGUGGGAAGAGGCAACAAUGCAGAACAUGAACGCCGCCGGCCUCACCAAUUCGCAACUGAACACGUACGAUCCCGCACACGUGCAGCUCGCCCAGGAGAAAGGGUUCGGAUACGGGAUCGACCCCUUCCACCGCCGGCAACGCGGCCAGUCGUACCUGGGCGUGCUCGACACCACGGGCGGAACGCUUCUCGCCGACAAAGCGUGCUAUUUCGCGCUCCACAAAGCCAAAACGCUAGGCGUGCGAACCAUCUUUGGACCCCAGUCAGGAACAUUGGAGUCGUUCAUUUACUCUUCCUCCUCCUCUUCCUCUCAUGACACCAAAACAGUGACAGGGAUCCGCACACUCGACGGGAAAUCCCACUAUAGCUCCUUCACCAUCAUGGCUUGCGGCGGCUGGACGCCCGCGCUGCUCCCAGAACUCGACUCGGUAUGCGAGGCCACGGCCGGGUCUGUCGUGAUCAUGAAACUCCCCGACCAUCUCGCGCGGCGGUAUUCGCCGCACACCUUCCCGUCGUGGACAUACAACAUCCGCGACGGCGCCGAGGGCGGCCUGUACGGCUUCGCCGCCACGGACGACGGAUACAUGAAGAUCGGAUACCGCGGCACCAAAUACACCAACCCGAAACUCCAGCACGAUGGCCGCGAGCGAAGCGUCCCCGUCACGAGGUAUACCGACCCCGAACGGAUCACCGAUGAAGUCCCCGCGCAAGCCAUCAAGGUGGUCAAAAGGUUCAUUGCCGACUUCCUGCCUGAUCUGCCCGCCAAUGGCGUCGGUAUCGAUCUCACCCGCUUGUGCUGGUAUACGGAUUCCUGGGAUAAUCAUUUCGUCAUCGACCAUGUCCCGGGCCGGAGGGGCGUUUUUGUUGCCACGGCCGGAAGUGGCCAUGCAUUUAAAUUUCUACCGAAUAUUGGUGCUUGGGUCGUGGAUGUCUUGGAGGGCAAGGGUUUGGAGAGGCAGUUGGUCAAGAGCUGGAAAUGGAGGACGAGGCCCGAGACGAAGGAGAAUGUCGUCAAUGAGCUGAUGCAGGGCAGUGAGGGGCCCAGAGCGCUAAAAAAGACGAAGAUGUCCGUGGCUAGGAAGGUGACGUUGUCGCCGAGGGCGAAUUUGUGA